Molecule: messenger RNA, 999 nt
Organism: Lolium rigidum
Lineage: Eukaryota; Viridiplantae; Streptophyta; Magnoliopsida; Poales; Poaceae
Product: transmembrane emp24 domain-containing protein p24beta2-like
Exons: 5
Coding region: 179-817 (212 amino acids)
Biological process (GO): intracellular protein transport; Golgi organization; endoplasmic reticulum to Golgi vesicle-mediated transport
Cellular component (GO): Golgi apparatus; COPII-coated ER to Golgi transport vesicle; endoplasmic reticulum
Source: RefSeq, a predicted model, not a curated record
UUCUUCUGCAAGGUCAGCUCGCUUCGUGAGUCUCGAGUCUUGACUGCUUCUUCAUCCGCCAAGAAGGGAGAAUCGCCGGAGCCGAACGCCAGCUGCGAGUUCUCCGACCGCCGACAGCAGGCGGUACGUGAGUAAGGAAGGUUUGUGCUAUCGGUUAUUGCUCUUUGCCAAUAUUACCAUGGAGGGGCUGAGUUGGAGAAGGGUGUGUGUCUUGGUCCUCUGCAUCAUACCGUUCUUCCGCUCGGCUGCGGGUAUCCGCUUUGUUAUUGAUAGGGAGGAAUGUUUCUCGCAUAACGUGGAUUACGAGGGGGAUACUCUCCAUGUAUCCUUCGUGGUGAUCAAGGCUGACACUCCGUGGCAUUAUAGCGAGGACGGGGUGGACCUCGUGGUUAAAGAUUCUAGUGGAGCUCAAGUCCGAGAUUCUCGUGACAAGACUAGUGAUAAGUUUGAUUUCAUAGUUCAGAAGAGAGGUGUCCACCGCUUCUGCUUCACCAAUAAAUCCCCAUACCAUGAAACCAUAGACUUUGACGUGCAUGUUGGCCACUAUUCAUAUUUCGAUCAACAUGCCAAAGAUGAACAUUUUGCACCUUUGUUCGAACAAAUUGCAAAGUUGGAUGAAGCACUUUACAACAUUCAGUUCGAGCAGCACUGGCUAGAGGCCCAAACCGACCGGCAAGCAAUUUUGAACGAGAACAUGAGCAGGAGGGCCAUCCACAAGGCGCUCUUCGAGUCAGCCGCGCUUAUCGCGGCCAGCGUCAUCCAGGUCUACCUGCUACGCCGACUCUUUGAGCGCAAGCUGGGGUCAUCUAGGGUCUGAUGCCCCGUUAGAAAAGGCGCUUCAUCGACAUCCCUGCUAAACUGUAAUACUGAACCGCCUGCCGUUACCUGUUUGUGGAUUCCUGUUACAUAUAUAAUCCCUUUCGACUCCAUAUAUAGAUGAGUUCUCUGAAAAUUACACUGAACAGUUCCAUGUACUAGUGUCAUCCAUUUUCCUCAAUA